UGGGCGCUGUGGUCGGACUGUGUCCCGGCACGAUGUGCCAUUGGUUCGUACGGGAGACUCGGGGGCAGGCGUGGACUGAACUAAGGUGAAAAUCCUUGGAGUAAUCUCACGAGAAAAUAUGAGAUUUUACUGAUUAUUGUUUACAUUGCAAAAAAAAAAAAAAUAAGAACCGAACCGAAUCGAUCCGGAUUAAACUAAACUAACUUAAGGAAAGUGAUCGUUUUACUCCCCCUCCUCCCCCCUUCGGUGGAGAAGACGAACCGGAGCCGAACUUUGUUUUGAUCGAGCUGAACGCCAAGAACCCGAAAUUCUUCCCGAUACCGGGGGGGUGAAAAACGAGAAGGGCAAACGCUGGACAUCAUUUAUACCUGGUGAAAAACGGGACAACCUCGAGGGUCGCCAUUGUGUGGAAGGAGAACCCUGGCAAUCUAGGUGCGGUGUGGUCCACGGAGAGAUGAUGUGACGGGGAUCCCCGCCUAGAAGGAGCACAGAAAGGCGGGUUUGGGAUACCCGAACUACAUCGGGCCUCUAAGGGAAUCCAACGUCCUUUACCUGGAGCUACACCGUGUGCUUGCGUGUCUUGAUCGGCACGAGUAGCAGGCGAGAGCCGCGGCUGUGGAUGUGGCCUAGUCUUGGGAGGGUCUGCGUUCCACUGGGAAACAGCAGGGACUGCUUAACUGUUAUCAUCAGGCCCUCCGUAGGACCGCCGAAAUAUUUAAUUACACCAUGAUGGAGGAACUGCAUAGCCUGGACCCCCGGCGCCAGGAGCUGUUGGAGGCUCGGUUCACCGGUGUCGGCGUGUCUAAGGGCUCGGGUCAGAAUCAGAACGAGUCGUCCAACCAGAGUCUGUGCAGUGUGGGCUCCCUCAGUGACAAAGAGCUGGAGACUCCUGAGAAAAAGGCGAAUGAUCAGAGAGUUAGGAAACGGAAAGCAGACCAUUUUGACAGCAGCCAAGGCAAAGCCACUGGAGCAAGGGGACAUAAAAUUAGUGAUUAUUUUGAGUUUGCGGGAGGUAGUGGUCAUGGUACCAGCCCUGCCAGGGGUAUUCCACCAGUGGCCCGCUCUUCCCCUCAACACUCCCUCUCCAACCCCCCUGUCACGGUGCAGCAGGGAAGUCCCUCCCCUAUAACCGCUGCCAACGCCGAACUUUCAUCUUGUUCGCUGAAGCCCACUCUUCACCUACUCCAUAAAGCCACACAGUCUGAACUUACGAUUGAGAAACUAACAGCAAUGGAGAACAACAAGAACUCUGACCUGGAGAAGAAGGAGGGUCGAAUUGACGAUUUACUGCGGGUGAACUGUGAUUUAAGGAGACAGAUUGAUGAACAGCAGAGGAUGCUAGAACGAUACAAGGAACGCUUGAAUAAGUGUGUGACCAUGUCUAAGAAGCUACUGAUUGAAAAGUCCAAACAGGAGAAGAUGGCCUGCCGGGAUAAAAGCAUGCAGGACAGACUUCGACUUGGCCACUUCACCACAGUGAGACACGGAGCGUCUUUCACUGAACAGUGGACUGAUGGUUAUGCCUUCCAGAAUCUCAUCAAACAACAGGAAAGGAUCAAUUCCCAGCGAGAGGAUAUUGAGAGGCAGAGGAAACUGCUAGCCAAACGCAAACCGCCCUCCAUGGUGCAAACUCCACCUCCAAGCCUCGAGCAAAACAAGCGCAAAACCAAGGCCAAUGGAACUGAGAGUGAAGCGUAUGAGUUUUACUUCAUCCUUUUGAUAGACGCCCACCACCAUUUCAAAGAGCCACUGUUGCUGAUGUUGGGUUUGCUCCUACACAGGUUAACACAGGCGGAAUAUCAUGAGCAAGAGGAAAUUUUCAAGCUAAGACUAGGCCAUCUUAAGAAGGAGGAAGCGGAGAUCCAGGCAGAGCUGGAAAGGUUGGAGCGAGUGAGGAACCUGCACAUUCGUGAGCUGAAACGGAUUCACAAUGAGGACAAUUCCCAAUUUAAAGACCACCCAACGUUAAAUGAUCGAUAUUUGCUACUCCACUUACUCGGUCGAGGAGGGUUUAGUGAGGUUUACAAGGCAUUUGACUUAACAGAGCAAAGAUAUGUUGCAGUCAAAAUCCACCAGUUAAACAAGAAUUGGAGGGAUGAAAAGAAGGAAAACUACCACAAGCAUGCAUGCCGAGAAUAUAGAAUUCAUAAAGAGCUGGACCAUCCACGAAUAGUCAAACUCUAUGACUACUUCUCGCUGGACACUGACUCAUUUUGCACAGUCCUGGAGUACUGUGAGGGCAAUGACCUAGACUUCUACCUAAAGCAGCACAAGCUUAUGUCAGAGAAGGAGGGCCGCUCCAUCAUCAUGCAGAUUGUCAACGCCCUCAAGUACCUCAAUGAGAUUAGGCCGCCCAUCAUCCACUACGACCUUAAACCUGGCAACAUCCUCUUGGUAAAUGGCACCGCGUGUGGGGAGAUCAAGAUCACAGAUUUUGGCUUGUCGAAGAUCAUGGAUGAUGAUAGCUAUAACUCUGUGGACGGGAUGGAGCUGACAUCACAGGGAGCAGGAACAUAUUGGUACCUGCCCCCUGAGUGCUUUGUGGUUGGAAAAGAGCCUCCCAAAAUCUCUAACAAAGUAGAUGUGUGGUCUGUUGGAGUAAUUUUCUACCAGUGUCUAUAUGGUCGCAAGCCCUUCGGUCAUAACCAGUCCCAGCAGGACAUCCUGCAGGAGAACACCAUACUGAAGGCAACAGACGUGCAGUUUCCUCCAAAGCCAGUAGUCACACCUGAAGCUAAGGCCUUUAUAAGGCGCUGUCUAGUCUACCGUAAGGAGGACCGCAUUGAUGUGCACCAGCUCGCCAGUGACCCCUUCCUCCUUCCCCACAUCCGCAAGUCGGUGGCCUCCUCAGGCACUUCGGGAAUGGCUGUAGCCUCCACUUCGAGCUCCUCAAACAGCAGCACCUCAAACUGACCCCACACCCUUUAACAGACUAACAGAACCAGUUGAAGAGUGGGAUGGUGGGGAGCGACACACUGUAAUGUCUCACCUCCCGACAGCAUCCCGCCUCGACUUGAAGACAGAGAACAUGGUCAGAUGAGGGCACGGGGUGGUUGUGAAGUCACAGAUGGGUUGGGCAGGACGACUCGUAUCGCUCCUCAUCCCCUUGCUUCUGCCCACCCCAGCCUACCUGUCCUCAUUCUCAAGACAGUGGCAUUGUUCUGGGUCGGGUCAAAGCCCCAGUUGACUCAACACUAGGGAUGGGGUUUGGCGCUCUUGUCGUGAAAAGUAUGGUUCAAUGUUUGAAUUCCCCCAACACCCUGCAAAACAGUUUUAAUAUAAAAAAAAAUACAAUUAAAAGAAGUAUAGAACUGCUUCAGCUCAACCAGGUGGAAAGGACUAUUUAAGAUUUCAUACGCAUACUCACGCACGCACACACACACACCCACCCACCCAUGCAUGAACCGUUUUGGUCGUCUGAACUCCCCCGAAAAUCAAACAUUUGUUUGCAUUCAUCCCCCCUGAAGCAGACUGAGAGUAGCAGUACGGCGGGUUAUUGUGUUGAAUCCUGAGUAUCUAUGGCACUAUGUCAUCCACCCUGCUGUUCUGGGAUCCUCCACCCUGCUUAAAUUCCAUGCAGAUACUUUGUGAAAGAACAGACUGAAGCUCCUCCCCCUGGCACCCCUCUCUCCCACCUCAGAACUCCUGUGACCAAAGCUUAUAACUUCCAGCUGGUGGCAGUAUUCCACCUCUGUUUUGUAGAAUGAAUGGGUUUUAGAAUCUUGUUACUUGAUAUGAAGAGGAAGCUGUUAUGGAAUGACUCCUUUGGAUUUUUUUUUUACUUUUUGAUUUAAUCGGUUUUAUGGAAAAACUAUUGUGUUGUUCAAGUUGCCUUUAAUUAGAAAUGUUACUGUAUUGAUUGCCCGCCUACCAUAAACACAUAUUUAUUUAGGUAUGUUUGAAUUUAUUUUCAGCCAAUAAAUGCAAGGGACAGGCUUA
Messenger RNA from Thalassophryne amazonica, 3939 nucleotides. It is a transcript of the gene tlk2, whose product is annotated as tousled-like kinase 2. Gene Ontology annotation, cellular component: nucleus. The transcript has 20 exons. The record is from RefSeq and is a predicted model, not a curated record. Gene Ontology annotation, molecular function: ATP binding; protein serine/threonine kinase activity. NCBI's taxonomy places the organism in Eukaryota, Metazoa, Chordata, Actinopteri, Batrachoidiformes, Batrachoididae. Gene Ontology annotation, biological process: peptidyl-serine phosphorylation; intracellular signal transduction; chromosome segregation. Bases 727 to 2913 code for a protein of 728 amino acids.